AUGAAUCCCGACCAAAAGGACCGCAAGCAGGGCGCCAAUCCACAGGCGCGUGGUUCGAAUCGCACGAUCCCUUGGAAUGAGCUGUUCUCUAGUCAUGAAGCUGUCCUUUCCUCCCACCUCGACGUCUUGGCUCAGGUAAAAGCGCAUACCGCAACAGACAGCGAGGCAUUCCAAGCAGUGACGUCGAUGGUGAACAAGACUGUCCAGGCGAUGAACCAAACGAAGUUGGCCAGAAAGAACAUGAUGCACAAAAAUACCUCCUCCAGCUCCGCCUCAAGAGCAACCCCACAAACACAAGAUCCAGACACAGAAGCAAACACGCGUAAGAAGCGUCGUCGAAGCUCCCGAGACAAAGAAACAACGAUCCCGGACACCGAUAUCCCGCUCCAAGACCCCUCUACAGGUGAAGAGCGCGCUUCCAAACGAUACCGUGAUGUUUCACAGCCGUCCGAAUGGAAUGAGGACGACGUCACGUCCACAUCACUUGGGACAGAAGAUAUCUCGGCUGAAGUCCAGCGCAGACUGAAGAUCAAGGAAGAGCAACGGCGGAAGAAGGAUAAUCCUAAGGCUGAUAAGAGGAAGAGAGAGAGCCUUGCAUCCAAUGAAGCUACUUCACCUGUUAUGCCUCGACCAAAGAAGAAGCGGGCGCGCGUGGAGAAUGAGCGAAAGAGGGUUGGUGAGGCGGAGGAUGAGGCUGGUUCGAAGAAGAAGAGACAGGGAUGGUAG
Messenger RNA from Penicillium nucicola, 726 nucleotides. RefSeq lists its product as uncharacterized. The record is from RefSeq and is a predicted model, not a curated record. Lineage: Eukaryota; Fungi; Ascomycota; Eurotiomycetes; Eurotiales; Aspergillaceae. The transcript is spliced from 4 exons. Bases 1 to 726 code for a protein of 241 amino acids.